CCACUUUGUCUCUGGGUGCAACUGCAGCUGAUGCUUCGUCAACAAAAACUGUUGGUGGCACCACCCCAUCUUCAGCUGCUGUUACAAGCAGUACUGCAGCAGUGGACAGAGAACUUGAAGAUAUGACUAAAAAGCUAGGUUCUUUUCUGGGGAGUGGAGAACACACUCCUCGUCAGACUCAAGCAAACAGUGGAAUGCAUCCUCCUCUGAGACCAGGCUAUGGCACAAAGGGUCGCCCUAUAGCAUUAAGGGCAAACUUCUUCCGCCUCAAUGUCUCACCGCAGCUUUCAGACCUGUACCACUACGAUGUUGAAAUAACUCCAGAAAGAUGUCCUAAAAGUGUUAAGAGAGAUGUUGUUAAUGAAAUCAUAAAGACGUACAAACAGACAAUAUUUCAAGGCCAUCAUCCAGCUUUUGAUGGUGAAAAGAAUUUGUACAGCAGGAUAAGGCUACCUGUUCCUGCUGAACUUAGUCUUAAACUACCAGGUGAAGAUGGAGGAAGAGACAGGGUUUUCAAGGUUAAAAUUCAGUUUGCUGCAGCAGUAAGUCUUUUGGAACUUAACAACUUUUUGAGUGGAGAACAAAAUGGCAAAAUACCUCAGGAUGCAGUACAGGCAUUGGACAUUGUGGUGCGACAGAUGCCAUCAAUGUAUUACACCCCUGUUGGAAGAUCAUUCUUUCCAUUUGAUGGUCAAGGAAGACCCCUGGGAGAGGGGUGUGAGGUGAAAUUUGGUUUUUAUUCAAGUAUUCGCCAUUCUGAGUGGAAGGCUAUGCUGGUAAACAUUGAUGUCUCUGCAAAAGGAUUUUACAAAGAGCAAGCUGUUGUUCCUGAUUUCCUGUGUGAAGCACUUGAUGUGAAACCCCAUAAUCUUGAAGACUACAGAUUUGAACCUGACAGACGAAGACUUGAGAAAGCCAUACGCGGAAUUCGUAUACAAACCACUCAUGCUGGCUCUUUAAAGUGGAAGUACACAGUUUGGGGCGUGUCGGAAAAAUCUGCCAACAGGAAACAGUUUGAUGUAACAGAUGAGGGAACAGGUCGCACUUACAAAACAACUGUUGCAGAUUAUUUCAAAGAUAGAUACCGGUUAAUUUUGAGGUAUCCUCACCUACCGUGCUUACAAGUUGGACAGAAAAAGGACAGGUAUCUCCCAAUGGAGGUCUGUACCAUUAUUCCUUGUCUAAGAAAGCUUUUAUCGGAACAACAGAUUGCAAAUAUGAUCAGAAGUACUGCUCGCCCUGCGCCUGAGCGACAGCGUGACAUUCAACACUGGGUACAAGAAAUGACUCGAGCAAGUAGUAAAUACUUAAGAGAUGAGUUCCAAACCUCAGUCAGCACAGAGAUGGUUAAGGUGGAAGGACGUGUGCUUCCACCACCCAGAAUCAACCUUGGGCCGCAGGAUCAGCCAUUGGUUCCUCGUGAUGGUUCAUGGGACAUGCGCAACAAAUCGCUGCAUGAUGGAGCCCGCAUUGAAAAGUGGGCAUUGGCUUGUUUUUGCAGGAGAUGUCGGGAAGACCAGCUGAGAAAUUUUUCUAAGCAAAUGGGCAAUGUAUCCAGUCGACAGGGUUUGAGGAUGUCAGAGGAGCCAGUUGUUGUGAGAUACGGCAGGGGUGCCAGAGAGGUAGAGAGUUUGUUUUCUAAAUGGGUUGUGGACAUUCCAGGCCUACAACUGAUCAUGGCUAUUCUGCCCGAGAGAGACAAACAAAUCUAUCCGGAGAUAAAACGUGUCGGAGACAAUGUCAUUGGAAUUCCAACGCAGUGUGUUCAGUCAAAACACGUAAACCGUACCAACCCCCAGGUUUGCGCCAACAUUGCGUUGAAGAUUAACUCCAAACUUGGUGGAAUUAAUCAUGUUAUAGAUCCAGGUGUAAAGUCGCCUGUUUUCAGAGAACCUGUUAUUAUCUUUGGCGCCGACGUCACCCACCCCUCCCCGACUGAAAAUGGAAUUCCUUCCAUUGCUGCUGUUGUAGCGAGCAUGGACGCUAAUGCCACUAAGUACUGUGCACGAGUGCGAGCACAGAACCACAAGAGUGGUAAAGGUGCGCAAGAGAUAAUAAAUGACUUGGCGGUUAUGGUGAAAGAGCUUUUAAUUGAGUUUUACAAAGCCAAUCGGAAGCUUAAGCCUAGCAAGAUCAUCUUCUACCGGGACGGAGUCAGCGAGGGUCAGUUUGACCAAGUUCUUGUUCAUGAGGUGCGGGCUGUACAACAGGCCUGUAUUAUGCUUGAAAAAGAUUAUCGCCCGAGAAUCACUUUUGUUGUGGUUCAGAAGCGCCAUCAUACGAGAUUGUUCUGUGAAAACCAACGAGAUGAAGUUGGCAAAGCAAGGAAUGUUCCUCCUGGUACAACAGUGGACAGCGGUAUCACACAUCCGUAUGAAUUCGACUUUUAUUUGUGCAGUCAUUAUGGAAUCCAGGGAACAAGCCGACCUACACACUAUCACGUGUUAUAUGACGAUAACUCAUUCACAGCAGACGGCCUUCAGCAGCUCACAUACCAGUUAUGUCACGUGUACGCACGGUGCACACGCAGUGUUUCUAUGCCAGCCCCCGCCUAUUAUGCCCACUUGGUGGCUUUCAGAGCCAGACACCACGUGACCGGAAAUGGAAGUAUCGACCUGGUGAAAUCUGCAAAAGCCAUCGAAGUCAACGCGAAGAUGAAAGGAGCCAUGUACUUUACUUAGCUGUUCAGCGGGAGUGUGAUGUGCACAUGCGCAAUUUAACGUAUUGGCAAUGACGAACACAACGAAAGGCGGCAACUGUUUUGUUGUGUUAUAAUUGUUAUAAAUUAGUACUGACUCCCAGGAAUGAUCAAAGUUUCACUUCUCCUUACGAUUCAUAUAUGUUGUCUUACAAACAGUUUAGGAGAUUAGACAUGCUUAUUAGCCGGAGUGAUUUCUGAUAUAACACCAUAUUAUCCAGUCUCAAUCAGAGGGAAUUGUAUGUCAGUCAGAAGAGAAAAUUGCCGCUUGGAUCUGGGAAUUAAAUGGUCCAACCAGAAUUAGCAAAAAAGGCGAUUAUUGCCAGGAAGACGUUAUUUAAAUAACUGCUCGUGUUCUCCUUAUUUUGUUAAAAAUAAAAAAGGGUUGGGCUGCUUAGAGGUAUCAUGCUUAAUUUGAGCAAAAUUAUAUUG
This is a messenger RNA of Pocillopora verrucosa, 3130 nucleotides long. The record is from RefSeq and is a predicted model, not a curated record. Lineage: Eukaryota; Metazoa; Cnidaria; Anthozoa; Scleractinia; Pocilloporidae.